CUCUCUCUCUUUUCUUUCCUCCUCCUCUGCACCGUCUUCGCAUCUCUCCAUCACUCUUUCUGGGUUGCACACGGACUAGUUUAUUGCGCACACAGAGUCUCUACAGUGGAUGUUAGGUGGAUGUAUAUUGCGUGCGCGUGGACGCCAGACUUCACCGGGAGGCUGCCGGGUGUCAGCGGAGCUCUGUCGGACGAGGUAGGCAGCGGUGUCCUGUGUGGUGAGCGGCUGGAAAUGGAAUCAGCACCUCUGAGAGCAUCCUAAAGGCAGACAGACAGGACUUCAUAUUUCGUACAGUGGCAGAUCCUUCGGUGGCCGUGCCAGUGUUGUGUGCCGCCUUGUUUCCCAUGGACCUCAGGGUGGGAGAGCGGGGGAUGCGCCCCGGCUCGGACACGGCGCUCUUCACGCCGCUGCACCCACCUAUACUCCUCACCCAGUUCUCCUCUCAGCCCUGCACCUCCUUCUCCCAGCAGCAACUGCACCAGCAAAUCCGGUUUAAUGUGGAGCAGAGGAGACGAGAGCAGGAGCACCAUGAGAAGCAGCAGGAGUUGCAGCAGCUAAAACACAAAGACAAGAGUCAACAAAGCGCGGUGGCCAGUUCCCUGGUAAAACAGAAACUGCAGGAGGUGAUUCUUAAGAAGCGGAAACAGGCGGCGCAGGAGAGAACAAACUCCAACACUCUGCCUGCAGCUCCUGUAGCGUACAGAAAUCUGGGUCCAGACCCGAGUGCAUCCUCCCAACCUCUGGUGUCGUCACCGUCACAGCCGCCCCCGGAGGGCUCAGAAAGGACGCCGCUACGCAGAGCAGCAUCCGAGCCCAAUCUGAAGGUGAAACACAAGCUGAAGAAACACCUGAACACCCGCAAGAGCCCGCUCACCCGCAAAGAGAGUGCCCCGCCCUGUGUCAGACACAGAGUACCUGACACACUGGACUCGUCCCCCAGCAGCAGCAGUACUCCAGUCUCUGGCUGCAGUUCACCCAAUGACAGUCUGCCCAAUGAAAAUGGACUACUGCCAUCUGCAGGCGGCCUCUCACAUGAGGCCCAGAAGCUGUUGCUCAGAGACGGCACCCUGGCUAACUUCACCAUCCAGAGCCCCUCCACUCUGCCCACCAUCACACUGGGACUACCAGCCAACGCCAGGGGUGAAGGAGAGAUGUCCUCUCUGAAGGUCGGCCGGCUGCCGGUGGUCACAGCCGGGGGCUCGUCCGUCUUCCUGUCCCUGAGCAGAGAGGAUCAGGCCGGGCACCCUCACCUGCCCGUCAUCAUCCUGGAGUCCUCUGGACUACCGCACACUCCGCUACUCAGUGUUCCGGGCCUAGACCCCGUCCAGCUGCAGUUUGCCACCCAGUUAGAGCACCUGUCUCCUGGAGGCUCUCAUCCCCACAAGCCCUUGAGCCGGACACGCUCGGAACCAUUACCCCAGAGCCAAAGGACCCUUCAUACACACCUCCUUCAGCAACAUCAUAACACACAACUCCUGGAGAGGCUCAAACAGCAGACCCACCUGGGCAAGCUGAUGUCUAAGUCCAGCGAGAAGCCCAGACUGCAUCAGAUCCCCUCUGAGGACAUGGACUCAGAGGACGGUGGUGGGAUGUCGCCCACAGAGCCGACCUCUCAGAGCAGAGCGCGGGCAGAGUCACUGAGGGAGGCGGAGCCAACAACAUCCAAUAGCCAUGAGGAGCAGCUGAACCUGCAACAUGCACUCAUACUCAAUCAGUCGUUGCUAUGGGAGCAGCAGAAGCAGCUGCAGCAGCUGCAUCGACAGAUGGAGACGCUGGCAGUGCCGAUGCUGCGCGGCGGCAGCGGGGUUGGUAGCGGGCUGGGCAUCCAUCGUCCCCUGUCUCGGGCACAGUCAUCCCCGGCCUCCACCUCUCUCACUCUGCCCGAGAAGACCCUGAGCUUGGCUCCACAGGAGACCAGCAGCAAACCACGCUUCACCACUGGUCUGGUAUAUGAUUCUCAAAUGCUGAAGCACCAGUGUACAUGUGGGGACAACAGCAGUCACCCGGAGCAUGCUGGCAGGAUACAGAGCAUCUGGUCUCGACUACAGGAGAGAGGCCUAAGGGCAGAGUGCGAGACUAUUCGUGGUCGUAAAGCCACUCUGGAGGAGCUGCAGUCAGUCCACACAGAGCGCCAUGUGUUGCUCUAUGGCACAAAUCCUCUCAACAGACUCAAGCUGGAUAACCGCAAACUGGCCGGAAUACUCUCUCAGAGAAUGUUUGUGAUGUUGCCAUGUAGAGGAGUAGGGGUUGAUAAUGACACAAUAUGGAACGAGUCGCACACCUCUACGGCGGCACGCAUGGCGGCGGGGAGCGUGGUGGAGCUGGCAAGCAGAGUGGCCAAAGGAGAACUGAAGAACGGCUUUGCUGUGGUCAGGCCGCCAGGGCAUCACGCAGACCCCUCCAAUCCAAUGGGCUUUUGUUACUUCAAUUCAGUGGCAAUAGCAGCCAAGCAACUCCAGCACAAGCUCAGCGUCGGCAAGGUCCUCAUUGUUGACUGGGAUGUUCACCAUGGUAACGGAACCCAGGAAGUGUUCUACAGCGACCCCAGCGUUCUCUACAUCUCGCUUCAUCGCUACGACGACGGGAACUUCUUUCCCGGCAGUGGGUCACCGGCUGAGGUUGGUUCUGGAGCAGGUGAGGGCUUCAAUGUUAACGUGGCGUGGACGGGAGGACUGAACCCGCCCAUGGGAGAUGCUGAGUACCUCGCCGCAUUCAGGUCUGUGGUGAUGCCCAUCGCUCAGGAGUUCUCCCCGGACGUCGUGCUGGUGUCAGCUGGAUUCGAUGCUGCAGAGGGAAACCCGGCUCCUCUGGGAGGGUACAAGGUGUCCGCUAAAUGUUUCAGUUUCCUGACCCACCAGCUGAUGUCUCUAGCAGGAGGUCGUGUGGUUUUGGCCCUCGAGGGAGGUCACGACCUUACAGCUAUCUGCGACGCGUCUGAAGCCUGCGUCAGUGCACUCCUGGGCAUAGAGGAGCCACUGUCAGAAGAAGUCCUUCUUCAGAAGCCCAACGCUAACGCAGUCAAAUCGCUGCAGACUGUGAUACAGAUACAAAGUCAGUACUGGCAGAGUGUGAAGGCUAACAGUGGAUCAGUGGGUCUGUCCCACCUGUCUGCUCAGACAAGAGACUGUGAGGAAACAGAUGCUGUCAAUGCUUUGGCCUCGCUCUCUGUGGGAGUCCUCUCCAGCAAGAGCGGUCCUGAUGAGCCAAUGGAGCACGACUGCGACUCCAUGUAGAAGAAUCCGACCAAUCACCUCACAGAACUCGCUUUAAGGAGUUGGGCCCAACUCGUGUCCCCGGCUCUCUUGCGCGGUCACAUCACCAUGAAGGGGGGAGCGCGUUUGUAAUGCCACUGAGCCCCAUGCGCCUUAUUCACAAACACACACAUGCACAUCCACUGACUCUCAAUGCUGAACCUCUACGGAUCUGCCACGUGAACACCUCAAUGCUGGUAACCACUCAGAUGAAGCCAGCAGCACAACAUGCAGCUUGGAAACCUUCUGGAACCUCACCAAAGAGCAAUACACAUGAGCUUUUAUGGACUUUUCAUAUCUCCUGAUUAACAUUGGGCUGUUUGUACGUUCAGAGGGCCGAGCCCUGUGACCUCUAACCUUACAGGAAGUGACAGAGUCCAGCUCUGAUUCUUCUUGAAGCACUAUCUACCAGCAGCUGUUUUGGUGCCUUACCUUUGCCUUAACGAAAGGACCGACAACUGUUUUUUAAAAGGGGACAACUUUGGAUUCUAAAAGGUUUUCUCUCGUGCCACGUUGCUUCCCGUAUUAGAAGCAGCUGUCAACCAAAUGGGAUCCAAAAUGGCUGACACGGAACCUACCUACUGUAUGACAUCAGGUGAAAUCAAGAAGUGUACACAUAAGAGAUGCGCGGAUCGGCUCUGACGUCCUAAUCCGGAUGUAUGCUUCACUCAUCCACCCAUCACCCACCCAAAGGACUCGUUUUUUGGCCAAUUUAGAGACCUGCAACCGCAUGAACAUUCCAAAAAUUAAGAAGCAUCCAUUGUGCCAGGAUUAUGGCGACUCCGACUCUCCUCAAUGAUGCACCCGGCUGCGCUAAAUGAACGCUCCCUUGCAGCGCAUUGCAGGAAUGCACAAGAUUCCAUUUGCAAGGAGCUGCAGCCGUGGGAAUGAGCGGCAAAUACACGCAUCACUUGUACUCACACACAUACAGGCCUAAUCGAUAAGAUGCAAAAAAAAAUUCCACAUGAAAAGUGACCACAUGAAAUGAGAAGAGACCGCAAGAGAGGACACGAAUGGUCUGUUUAAAUGAUGUCAUAACCACUAAAAGAAGACGAGGGAAAUAGAGAAGAUGAAGACACAAAGUGGACCACUGUGGUUUUUGUAGAAACAAAGAAAAGGGCAAAAUGUCCUUGUUGUUAAAUUGCACUGUUCAUUCCGUAAUGUGAACCAUAAGAAAUUCCAAAGCUCUGGGGAAAAAAAAAAACAACUCCUCUCUCUAGGUUAUUUAAUGUUUCUUUUUUGAAGAUCUGGAUGAAAUGGUGUUUGCUAUUAUUUUUUUCCCCACUCGUCAUGAGAUGUCUUAUGAAGCCUGUUACUCAUUCUUAGGACACGCAUCGGCCGAAAUACUGUACAGCUGUAGUUCCUGUGAAGUAGGUCUGAAAAGUAGGCAAGAUUUAAAAUGAACUCGUCUUCAGAGUCUUACACACAAACACACACUCUUUAUACAUACCUACACACACACACAUGCAAAGAUGAACUCUUGAUGUUCCACUAUUAUUGAAUACUGUAUGUUAUUGUUAAUAUUUGAGACUAAAGGAGCAUUCAUUCCACUGUGGCACCACUGAGGACCAUUGUAUUGUUCUGUAGUGGCAAUAAUGUUAAUGCACUUAAUGGACAUCACCCAAAGAAAACUGCCUUAAAUCCGCCUGCGUCUGGCAACAGAGCUGUGUGUGCAAGCAGCUCGAGGGACCAGCAUGGAUAGUGGUCUCACAGAGACUCUUAAUUUGUAAAGGACGACAUUUGAACCUGUGGAUUUAAGUGAACAUCAUAUAUGCAGACUUUUGAUAAUGGCCUCGUUUGAAUGCUAUGUUCGUGAUUCACAAUCUAAUUAAGGAACCUGAUGCUUUGUGUUUUGUUUGUAUGUGAACUUAGCAUCUGCACUUCUUCGAGCUGCACACAACGCCAUGCUAAACAUCCGUCAUCUUUGUAGUAGUGCUCGUGUUGAUCAUUGAUGUGAGGAAUUUUUCUGACUGCCCUGCUGUAGGGGCGUGGAAGGGCUCUGCCUCCUAGAACUAACAAGAUUCAUGUUUCUUAGUUUAUUGUGUCUCUUAAGUUGUUAUGUAGCAAAGUUACGUGUGUUGAUGCACAUUAGGUCCAAUUUAGGCUUUUCUUUUUUUUAGAUUAAAGCUGCAGUAUCAUGAGAUUUUGCAAAAUUUACAUUUUUAUUCCAGAUUUCUUAAAUUUAAAACUUGGACAAAUGAAAUUCAUAUUUGACUACACUCCUUUAUCUGAAAGCGGUUCGUACAUCCAUAAUUGGAUUUAAAGCAGCUCAUGUUGGCAGAGAUUUGGUGAAAGGAGACCUGAUUUGAUGCAGCUUUUGUAAAAUCUCGACUGAAAUCAGGACAAUGUGCAGUUCAUGUGACUGGCUGAAGGAAUUAUUGUCAGUUCAGCUUCCAGGUAGGGAAAUGUAUUGUAGUGUUGAGCUUGCUUUAAUCAGACCCUGGGCAGCGUCUGCCCAACAGAAGGUCUCCGAGUUUUUUACAUUAGACAAAAUGACCACAGGUCCUCUGUCACCACUGCUCCAUGACAGUCGGAGCUAUCGAGGACAUGUUGCCUGGAGGAUUGAUGCUCUUUAAAGGAAUGCAACUGAAACAAGUGUGUCACUCUUUUCAUUUUGUUCAUAGUGUUGUCAACAAGUGGCAGGAACAAUAUGCUGUGUCGGUUUUACACAGCGUGCCCAGCAGGUGCCUGUGAUGUCUUUGAAGUAAAUGUCCAUGUCGACGACUGUGUGUAUGUGUGUGUGCGUGUGUUUGUGUGUGUUUGUGAGAGAGAUAGAAAUAGAGUGUCUGAUUGUAUGUGCACUAGUUUAUAUGUAAACUUCUAUCAUGUGUUUUGUGUAUGCAUCCACAAGUGUUAGUCUGUGUUUCUGUGUGUGUGCCUGUUGAAUACUGUAAGUGACCUCCUGUAUUAUAUUCCCAGUUUUUGUCUUAUGAAGAGGCCACUACCGCCUCAACUCUUAAUUCCCUUUAUUAAUGAUGUCAUGUGUACCUUCUUCUUAAAGAAAGACACUGUAAAUAGAAACUUCAAGACCAAAAUACACAUGUCACACAUGUGCCUUGAUGCAUUCAGUAGUGUGUGUAUUGGUAACUCUUAACUAACUGGACUUACGGUAACUCUGUAUGUAUGAACAUGACUUUGAAAUCGUUGUUUCAUGCUACUCUUUAGUAUUUACCUGUAUGUGUUAUUUCUCUUUCACUUUUCCUACCAUGUAUAUGUAUAGAAAGAUUCUCUAUUUUGUAUUGUUAUUUUUCUCUUUACUCGUGAUUAAAAGAAAUAACUUCUUG
Molecule: messenger RNA, 6535 nt
Organism: Platichthys flesus (European flounder)
Lineage: Eukaryota; Metazoa; Chordata; Actinopteri; Pleuronectiformes; Pleuronectidae
Gene: hdac7a
Product: histone deacetylase 7a
Exons: 26
Coding region: 345-3233 (962 amino acids)
Biological process (GO): negative regulation of transcription by RNA polymerase II; chromatin organization
Cellular component (GO): histone deacetylase complex
Molecular function (GO): histone deacetylase activity
Source: RefSeq, a predicted model, not a curated record